Cottoperca gobio is the source of this 5612-nucleotide messenger RNA. It is a transcript of the gene pik3c2g, whose product is annotated as phosphatidylinositol-4-phosphate 3-kinase catalytic subunit type 2 gamma. Gene Ontology annotation, cellular component: plasma membrane; cytoplasm; phosphatidylinositol 3-kinase complex. Gene Ontology annotation, molecular function: 1-phosphatidylinositol-3-kinase activity; 1-phosphatidylinositol-4-phosphate 3-kinase activity; phosphatidylinositol binding. Gene Ontology annotation, biological process: cell migration; phosphatidylinositol-mediated signaling; phosphatidylinositol-3-phosphate biosynthetic process. Lineage: Eukaryota; Metazoa; Chordata; Actinopteri; Perciformes; Bovichtidae. The record is from RefSeq and is a predicted model, not a curated record.
GGUGAGGGGUGAGGAAACCGAUGGGAAGCUUUCCCACUCUGGUACAGGUCUAACUAGCUGAGCAUGGCUUCAGUCUGGCAUUCCCGUCCACACAGAGAUGGGUUAACAGGGACACGGUCAACAGGGUUUAGAUGUGAGGACGUGCUGAGAGUGUGAAACAGGAGGACUUGUACGACUUUCUAAAAUGUGAUGGAUCCUCUUCAAAGGAAAAAUGCAACAAUCCAGAGACAAGAUGCAAGCGUCACUGACCCGCCUCUUACUGAUGAUCCACUUGGAAUGAAUAUUUACGAGUGUCUUGAUAAUGAAACCAAUGUGUAUGAGAGCACCUUGGAUGGGAUCAUAUCCCCAAAUGAAUUAUUUCCCAAACCCCAAGGUCAUGGGGGAAAAGGGCCUUCGAAUACAAAUGGACCUCCCCCAGUCCCUCGCCCUCGCCUACUACUCAGAAACAGGCUUCCUAGUGCAUGUUUACCAGUUAGACAAGGCAGUGAACGUCCUCCCCUUCCCCCCAGGUCACGAAUAUCCCUCAGCAACAUCAAAAAGCAGUCUUCCUUUGACUUGACUGUGCCUGCUACUAAACUGAAUCGUGCCAGGACAGAAAUAGACAAUCAUGACCCAUGGACCAUCACAGUAACAGACACUCCACAAGGCAGCACAAAGGGCCUGGCUUCUUUUUGCGCUGCAACCUCCAAACUUGUGUCACGGUACAGGCACGGAGACAGCGUUCAAAACUCAGGUGUGGUAUGGAGUCGAGUGUUACAAAUCCACCCUGCCCUGCUGCAGCAGGUGGAGGUGACUGUCAGUGUGGCCACUGAGUGGGGCAAUCACCAGCUGCCCUUCCCCACUGCAGUGAACAGGACAGUGAAGAGUCUGAUUGAGCAGAUCUUCCAGCUGCUGGACCUCACUCCCAGCACAACUGGGCAGCAUUAUUUAAAACUGUGCGACUCUGAUGAGUAUCUCCACAAUGAAGAACUUCUGGGCAUGCAUGAGACUAUUCAGAUCUACUCCAAGUUUGAACUAGAGGUCCCACUCCGACUGCUCCACGUGAACAACCUCACACACCGUCUGGACAGGGAUGGGGAGGACGACCGAGCCUCAUGCCAGCUGUACCAGCUCCUGCGUCCUGUCUGUGUGUUCAACACCUGCAGGUUGAGCCUGCAGGAUGUGCUGAGUAGCUACAACAGAGAGGUGACAGAGCUAAUGAGAAUGAAGUCUGGGAUGAACGUUAAUGUGCUCGUGGUCCGUGUUCGCACCAUUAGCAAUCUUCUGUGCGGGCUCUCGUGUCAGGAGCUGGAGGACGCUAUUGGCCGGCUCAACAGAAUCAACCCCAUACCUCUGAGUCAUGAUGAGAUGUCUGAAUGUGAAACUGCCAUGCUCAUGCUCCACAAGGCACUGCUAAAAGUGCUGCAGAUCUUUUUUGACAACUUCCAGUCAGACUUCAGAGGUCAGGAGGUCACCAGAAACGUGGAAAUACUUGACGUGGAGGACAACACUGAAAUCACCCAAUUCCAUAUGUCUGCUCUGUACCAACUACAACCCACCUGGUUGACCAGUUACGAGAGCUUCUCUGUUUCCUGUGAGUUGACGUACGGAGGAACAAAGAUAUGUGAGACUGGCAUGUCGGAAAAUAUCAGCACCGCAUUGUCAUAUGCAAACAAGAUCCAGUGUAAUCGCAUGAUGGUGUUUCCUGUUCCAGUAAAUCAGUUGCCUUAUGAGAGCAUGUUGACAUUUCGCCUCAAGGGCUCCAAGCGAGGCAAGAACCCCGAGCUUUUAGGCUGGGCGGUACUACCUGUGUACAGCGACAGGACUCUGGUAAUGGGGACCGUUCUGCUCAGUCUGUCCACACUGAAUGAGCUGCCUGCCCCUCCCUCCCCUGCCCUGUUUGACAGCCACAGACGAGCCAUCGGGGUCAUACUGCAGCUCGAGUUUCAAGAUCAGUUUGAGUGGAAGUAUCAGAGGCCCGUCGCCCUCCCCGGUUCAAUCCUUUUUACUCAGCCUUGUGAGGACUUGCAAAAGAAAAUGUUGAAAGUCUCUAAGAAGCAGUGCCUCUGCUUUCUAACAAAAAAUGAGAGGGCCUUCCUCUGGAGUAAGCGACACUGCAGUGACAAAGGAAGUACUUUCCUCCACCUGCUGCUGGGUGGGGCCCUCCGGUGGCAGCCUGAAGAUUUGACAGAAAUCUAUUCUGUUGUAGAGAACUGGCUCCUCGAGCUACCCGAGGAGGCCCUCUUCCUGCUCAGCGACAGUUUUCAUGAUCAGACCGUGCGGAGGGCUGCAGUUCAGUACUUUGAACAGAUCCCAGACGGAGAGCUUGAGGAGUUUUUGCCACAGUUGGUCCAGGCUCUGAAGAGUGAGUGGGAGCUGGAUGGACCUCUGGUGAUGCUGCUGUUGGAGAGAUCACUGAAGAACAUACGGAUUGCCCAGCAACUCUACUGGCUGCUGGAGGAUGCCCACACUGACCCCUACUACCAGAGUUGGUUCAGUAAGGUUCAGGCUGCCCUGCGGCACUGUUGUGGUCGGGCACUGAGGCAGGAGCUGGAGCAUGAAACCCGCCUGGUGUCUGUGCUUGUGCAGGUGGCUGAGAAGGUUCGCACUGCCGAUAAGGCUCAACGUAAGAAUGUGUUGAACAAAGAGAAGUCGAAGAUUAAUGAUUUCUUCAAAGAUGGGAUCAGCUGCUGUCUGCCACUGGAUCCUGCAGUCCGUGUAAAGGCAUUGGACAUGGAGGCCUGUAAGUUCUACAACUCCAAUGCUGCUCCCCUGGGGAUCUCAUUCAUCUGCUCAGACCCUCUGGCUAAGAACAUCAGUGUAAUCUGCAAGACGGGAGACAACCUGCGUCAGGACAUGCUGGUGCUUCAGAUUGUCCGUGUGAUGGACAGAGUUUGGCUCGAGGAGGGUCUGGAUCUGCGAAUGAUCACCUACAGGUGUCUUUCUACAGGCAGAGCUCAGGGCCUGGUGGAAGUGGUUCCAGAGGCAGUGACCCUCGGGAAGAUUCAGCAGGAGUGGGGUCUGGGGGGCACCCUUCGAGAAGACACACUGGAGAAAUGGUUCCACGUGAGGAACAAAACUACUGACGACUAUGAGAAGGCUGUGUUGAAUUUCAUCCACUCGUGUGCAGGGUGGUGUGUGGCCACCUUCAUCCUGGGGAUCUGUGACCGCCACAAUGACAACAUCAUGUUGAGACACAGUGGACACAUGUUUCACAUCGACUUUGGCAAAAUAAUGGGCAAUGCACAGAAGUUUGGAAGCUUUAAAAGGGACCGAUCACCAUUCAUCUUUACAUCUGAGAUGCAGCACUUCAUCACAGGUGGGGGGCAGAAGCCUCAGCGCUUGCAUCGCUUUGUGGAGCUCUGCUGUGAAGCUUACAACAUAAUCAGAAAGCGCUCUGCACUGAUACUCAGCUUGUUGGAGCUGAUGCUACAUGCAGGAAUGCCAGAACUUAAGGACUCUAAUGACCUGCAGUAUGUCCAGAACAACCUCAGACCUCACGACACAGACCUGGAGGCCACAUCCUACUUUACAAAGAAGAUCAAGGAAAGCAUGGAUUGUGUUGCUGUCAAGUUUACCUUCCUGACACACAGCAUGGCUCAAGGGAAGAAACAAGACCCACGGACCCCUAACGGCAUCCCUGCUCCCAGCACCAACAUCCAAGAAGCUGUCAUCCAGGGUUACAUAGCCAAGGGAAAAGAUGUGAUCUAUUCCCUGAGAGUAACCAUUCAUGAUGGUUUUCUGAACAGUGAAAAGACAUUUGGGCAGUUUGAACUGAUCCAUAAGGAGCUGCAGAAACACUUCAUUGAAUCGAUGCUGCCUCAGUUUCCCAGCUGGUUUAAGAUGUCCUUCACACCGGGGAGGAGGAUGUCUCUGCUGAAUACGUACCUGAAACAGCUUUUUGAGGGACCAUGCAAGGGAAAUGAAUAUGUGUGCAGCUUGUUCCUGGAUGGCCCCAACACAGACCAAGAAAGUGUGGUUACAGGAGGCUGUCCUCAGAUCCAGCUCCACAUUUCUUACUCUGACUGUAAGCUCUCGGUCCUGGUGAAACACCUGAAGAACAUUAAGAAUGCAAACGGCUCUAAUCCUGACGCUUACGUGGUCUUGCAUCUGAGACCGGACCCCGAUCUGCGCUUCAGGAAGAAGACAAAGGUGGUCCGCAAUAAUGACAAUCCCACCUUCAAUGAACUGCUGGAGUACAGUAAUGUCCCACUGCUGUAUGGGAUGGUGCUGGAAGUGACAGUGAAGAGCAAGAAGACUUUUGUGCACGCAACCAACAUUAGACUGGAGGAGGAGUUGCUUGGCAAGGAGACCUGGUUUCCUCUCGGGAACUGUGCAAUCUGACCUCAGAGAGCUGCACUGUAUGCACGCUACCAGCAGGGGGCGCGACCACACUGAGGGAAAGAAUCAAUCCAAAGCUUUCUCAGACUACAUGAAUGAGACACAUUCACCUGAGCAGAGGAGCUAUGCACUCUCAUGUAUGCCUACUUAUCAGAUGCAAUUUAACCUCACACCAGCGCUAAAUAUGCUGGCAGUGGCUGGGGUGUUUGGAUGACGUUACAAUACUGAGUGAAAGACUCGGGGAAGGAGACCGUUUACUGUGUCACGCAUCAUUUACCUUGUGUGUUUAUUUUUAAAUGUCAAUCAAAUGAAGGAGAUUUGCUUACUAGUCCAAUUUUUAUAUGUGGCCUUGGUGAUGAAUGAAGGAAAGAAACUAUUUUUAUUAUCAUACUUGAACUUUUGUUUGUACUUCAAAACAGUCCUUGUAAGUGUGUUUGGUUCGAGACUGUCAAUGUGACAGAUUAAAGAGGAGAUGCUGUUAGGAGCCUGUCUAAUACCUGCUCAGACUGAGUGUGUUUGUCCCUUUGGGCUGUGUCCACUGGAUGUCCUUGACCAGUGGAAUUGGAGGCAGGAGGGUGAGAGGAGCAUGUGAGCAGGAUAACAACUCUGCCUCUCUGGCCUGAGGGGCUCCAUGAGUGGCAUUUAAACACAAUUAUGCAAAUGAAGACACUCACAUGCCCACACAAAUGCACCUGAAAAAGCACCUUCUCACAGGUCCACACUGUUUCCAGGCAGCUCUUCAUGUUAUCUUAAUGCCGUCCUCCUCCUGACAGGCUUGCUGACCCGUCCUCGCCACCGCCUCAUUCUGAAGAUUCGGUGAUGGACGACAGUAGAAAUAGCCCUUCCUGCACUGGAUUUGAUUCAAUAAUGUAUACCUCUGUGAAUGCUAUUUAUAUUAUUCCCUGCUGGGAAGUAGUCUUGGAAGAAAAUCCUGGCUGCUACUUUUUCACAGUAGUACUCAUGGACUAUUAAUGUUUCCUGGAAUCACUCAUCAAUUCAGGAUCUAAUAGAAUAAUUGCAUCUAUUGUUUUGGAAUGGAUGAUUAAUCCCCUAAACGUGUGGUUCUUCUUAUGUGUGAUCAACUCUGCCACAACAAUUGCACUUGCAUCAAUUAUUAAUUCUAUGAUGAUAAGAAUCUAAUAUCCUCCUCCAGGGACUUCUCUAAUACUUCAAUGAUGCCAGUAGAGAGAUAUUCUUCUUUUCAGCACUGCUGGAACCUUCUGGUCUUUUUCCUCUGCAGCAGAGAAAAGGCACGUCUAUUUUCUGACAAUAAAACCGGUAUUUAUAUCUGA